Wyeomyia smithii (pitcher-plant mosquito) is the source of this 1597-nucleotide messenger RNA. RefSeq lists its product as uncharacterized. The transcript is spliced from 5 exons. Bases 192 to 722 code for a protein of 176 amino acids. Lineage: Eukaryota; Metazoa; Arthropoda; Insecta; Diptera; Culicidae. The record is from RefSeq and is a predicted model, not a curated record.
UAAACCCACCGAAAUUCGCAUCGCAUUAUUUCGCCGCGUGCCGAACAGUACGGAGCUCGCUGUGUAUCCUUUCGUGACUCUUUGUGAUUUCUCCACGGUGUGUGAUAUAUUGUCGUGUGACGGGCGGGUGAUUCACUGCACGGUGUGAUUGAAGUUGAGAAGCAGCUUAGUGGUCUUAAGACGCAUUAAAGAUGAAAUAUCUAGGAGCAUUGCUUGGUGUUGUCGUUCUGGCCGUUGCUGCCAGUGCAGAGUUCGGCUACUACAUCCCGAAGGCUUUCUACAAAAUCGACGAGAAUGGUUACCGAUCACCGCUGACCUACAUCGAUAAUCUUCCGCCAAUAUUUCAUCGCACGAGAAGAGCUGCUCAACUGGGAGGAGUAAACUUCGGUUUUCCGAUUCAGUUCCCGCAAUUCCCGCAGAUUCCCACCGGCCAGGGAAACUUCCAGGGUGUUCAGACGAGCAUCACCAGUACCGGAGGAGGCAGUAAUCUGAACAACCGUUUCGACGAGGACGGUCCAGCGGUGCAGACCACGUUCACCUCCUUCAGCCACAACAACGGUCAGUACUCGCAGACCACGCACUUUGUGGACAAGGACGGUAAGGUGACAACCCACAAACAGAGCUCUGGCCCAAAACAGGACCAGCCGCAGCAACAACAACAAGCACAGCCACAGCCACAACCACAGAAACAGUCGUCUACAACUCAGCAGACCAAAAAUUAAGCUCACAGGUCCAGUUAAAUAGAAAAGAGCCGCAAUCCAUUAGCGCACAUUAGCGUGGGGGGUACAAAGACAACAUAAUAGCGAUUAAUUUUUCACUCCAUCUUCGGGCGGUUUUACCUCUUAGAAAACCCCAGGGGCCAGCCUUGCUAUCAAAAGACAGCGAAAUAUCAAGAUAAGCCGCCUCAGCGGCCGAGGAAGCGAUAAAGCACUUAAAAAGUAAUAUUGUUUCGGACAAAGAAAUUAGGCAGCGGCGGAAACGUCUCACGUACAGUAAAUGCUCUCAUAUUGAUGCUAGAAUCAAAUCUUCCACCGAACAAUGGAUCAGCUACGGAACUGUUACCCUAAGACCCAAUAAAUCGGAAUAUACAUUAUCCGUUUUUUAUGGUAUUUCUAUCACCGGUUCGGUUCGCGAAAUAAAAUGGGACAAACAGGAAGCGGCGUGGUGGGCAAUUAGAUUUACGAGCGCGCGCCAGAUCAAUUAGCGAAAAGAAUUGUGGGGAAUAUAUAAUAAAAAAAAAUAUCCGAGAGCCGGUGGGGAAGCUUUGAACAAUUUGAUACGAAGCGCUUUUUUUAAUCUUUCGGUGUCACAAAGUCAGUAGCCGCAGCAAGAGAAAAUUAGGUAUCCUAUAUAAGCGACCCGCGAAAAGGCGGUAAAUUUAGCGUAGAAUAAGCGAACAGUGAAAUAUUAGGGGGAAAAGCAAUCGCUAGCCGAUGAUGGGAAUUUUCUGGACUUUUUUCUUCAAAUGUGUGUGUGUACUGAUUCGUAAUUUAAAAUGCCAAUUUAAGUUAGGGUUUAGAGAUUAUUUGAUAAGAGACACGUGAAUAAAGCUAGUUAAGUGAAAUGUAAUAAUAAAAACGAAAACGAUUGGCUCGUG